AUGAAGUCAGAUAAGGAGAAGCGAGUCACAAGAGUUCAACUUUACCAGGUUGCCCUCGUGCAGAAAUCUUUACUCGAAGGUCAAGGAGACACAGCACCACCACUUGAGUCUAAGUUGAAGCCAGGGCCUCUUCAGUCCGCCACUCGCUCAACAAAGAGGCCCACAACGCCCUCACUUUUAGAUGCCCACAAGACGGCCACUAGACGCUCGCCACGCCUCCCGGCUCUUCAAGAAACUCAAGAUACAAGUAAACUGGAGAAUGACACCAGCCCGGACAUAAUUCAACGACACGAGUCUCCAUGGGACACUUUCGAGAAAGGUUACGAAUGUGAUCUAGCCGGCACUGUUGCGCGAGUUUGA
Penicillium longicatenatum is the source of this 360-nucleotide messenger RNA. RefSeq lists its product as uncharacterized. NCBI's taxonomy places the organism in Eukaryota, Fungi, Ascomycota, Eurotiomycetes, Eurotiales, Aspergillaceae. Bases 1 to 360 code for a protein of 119 amino acids. The transcript is spliced from 2 exons. The record is from RefSeq and is a predicted model, not a curated record.